Molecule: messenger RNA, 449 nt
Organism: Dermatophagoides pteronyssinus (European house dust mite)
Lineage: Eukaryota; Metazoa; Arthropoda; Arachnida; Sarcoptiformes; Pyroglyphidae
Product: cell adhesion molecule Dscam1-like
Biological process (GO): brain development; cell-cell adhesion; axon guidance
Cellular component (GO): axon; plasma membrane
Molecular function (GO): cell-cell adhesion mediator activity
Source: RefSeq, a predicted model, not a curated record
UGUGUUUUAAUAUUUUCUUUCAUCGUCAAAAUUCUAAAAACACAAUGUAUAUCAUAUUUAUUUUCUUUGUUUAUAUGGUUUCCGCUUCUAAUCUUGCUCCAAAACUUAGUGAAUCGAUUGCACAAAGAUCACAAGAUGCUGGAACAAGAUUGAAAAUUUUUUGUGCCGUACAAAAAGGUCAAAAACCAUUCGAAUUUGAAUGGUAUAAAAACGAUCAACUAAUUUCGACCAAAUAUCAUAAUCAUAAAUAUCAGAUUGAUUCAGAUGAUGAUACUUCUCAUCUUGCCAUUACUAAUUUGGAUUUGAAUGAUUCGGCCAAUUAUUCCUGUACAGUUCGCAAUGAUCAUGGUUCUGAUUUGCAAACAACCAUAUUAAUUGUUAAAGGUUUGCCUAUGUUUUUCUUUGAUUUCAAAACAAUAUGUGGCGCUUUGUUUGUCAUAUCAAAAUGA